AUGUGCUCCAUAUUCGAUCGUACGAUUUAUCCGGACCCGGAAUCGGAGAAGGCUAUAAUGGGUUCAGUGGUGUACUGCAUUCACCACAAAGAAGGGUGUCAAUGGUCCGACGAGCUUCGCAAGUUGAAGGCGCAUUUAAACACUUGCAAGCACGAUGCAGUGCUCUGCGCAGCGCAGUGCGGUGCGAUGAUCCCGCGCGUGUUAAUGCAAGACCACCUGCGUUACACCUGCCCUCGUCGCCGCGCCAAUUGUGAGCACUGUGCUAAGGAGUUCUCCGGCAGUGCGCUUGAGGAACACCAAGGAAACUGUGGUCACGAGCCAGUCUACUGCGAGAACAAAUGCGGCGCUAAAGUGCAGCGCCGUCAUACUCAGCAGCACUUGCAGCAACAUUGCAGCAAGCGGCUUGUGCCCUGCCGACACUGUGGCCAGAGAUACACACAGGACACAGUGGGCGCCCAUGGAGCAUCGUGUGCGCGUGCGCCGGUGCCAUGUCCACAGCGUUGCGCUGCAGCUCCUGCCAGAGACGAGUUGGAUGCUCAUCUUCGGGAUCACUGCGCCGCUGCCUCUCUGCCCUGUGCCUAUAGAGACGCUGGAUGUCGAUUCAAGGGCACUCGCCAAGCUCUUGACCGCCAUAUUGAAGAAAGCUGCCAGGCGCAUUUGGCCCUUGUAUGUGGGGUAGCUACCAGACAGGCACGUCAAUUGGAAUCCCUAAGAUCUGCUCUCGCAAAAUUAGCCCUAAACCAGUCUGGGGCUCUUGUCUGGAGAAUAUCUGACUUCGCUGCGAAGAUGGCCGAAGCCAAAUGCAAGGAGGGCGUCGAACUUGUAUCUCCAGCUUUCUACACCAGUCAAUAUGGUUAUAAAUUGCAGGCGUCACUAUUUUUAAACGGGAACGGCGCCGGCGAGUCUACCCAUAUGUCAGUUUAUAUCAAGAUCUUGCCAGGCGAAUACGAUGCUCUUCUCCGCUGGCCGUUCGCCCAUACCGUCUCUUUCACACUCUUCGAUCAAAGCUCCACGCCAGACAGAGCCUGCAAUAUGGUCGAGAGCUUCGUCCCAGAUCCCACCUGGAAGAACUUCCAGCGCCCAUCAAAGGAACCAGAUGCACUAGGAUUCGGUUUUCCACGCUUCGUCUCACACGAAAUGCUCAAGAAGAGGAACUUUGUGAAAGACGAUGUCCUAUUUUUACGGGUCAAAGUUGAUCCCAGCAAGAUUGUCGCUGUAUAA
Molecule: messenger RNA, 1221 nt
Organism: Pieris macdunnoughi
Lineage: Eukaryota; Metazoa; Arthropoda; Insecta; Lepidoptera; Pieridae
Source: the annotation of a GenBank genome assembly